AUGGAUCGGUUGAAAGCCAAGCGUUCAGCCCGGCGAGCCCAGAACACGCGGCUUAUUAACGACGCCGAAACGAUCUUGAACGAUCCACAGACAGACUUAGGCAGGCUCCACGCGGUCAAGGAUCGGCUGUCUGCCAGCAACAUCGAGCUAGACCGCAUCAACGAGGAGCUGGAGCCACUAUUGCCAAUCACGGAGCUGGAAAAUGAGCACGCUUCGGUAGCCGAAUACCAAGACCACGCCAUCAGGGUUGUCGCAGAGCUGCGAUACAAGAUCGAACACCUGGAGAUCACCAGACGUAACCCUGUUCCUCCUACAACGGCCCCAUUACAAGGCGCUUCUGAAAGUAUCACCCCAGUGAGUGGCCCAAGAACGCCGAAACUGGACAUAACCAUUUUUAAAGGCGACAUCAGCCACUGGCGCACUUUCUGGGAGCAAUUUGAUGGAACAAUCUACUCAAGUCGGGCAUUGUCUACAACUGACAAGUUCCAUUACUUACGACGCUACCUCGCAGGCGAUGCAGCAUCGGCAAUUGCCGGGUUACCGACGACCGAGCGGUGCUAUCCAGAUGCUAUUGAACUCCUGAAACAGCGCUUCGGAGAUCCCAAAAGAAUAGAGCAGGAGCACCUAUCAGCACUGCGAAACCUUCCUCAGAUUCGACCUUCGGUUGACACCCGGGGUCUUCGCAAGCUUUAUGAUUCAACGCAGCUGAACAUACGUUGCCUCAACGCCCUAGAUGUUACAACUGCAAGUUUUGCGGCAAUCCUCAGCGACAUUCUGAUGAAGGCAAUGCCAUAUGACAUCGUCGUGCAAUAUCAUCGGCAAGUCAGCUACAAGCUCUCAAGCAGCGCAAAUGUGAUGCAGGGCGACGGUUCCGCAUCAGAGACAUCCACUACCGCUUCGAAUCUCAAUGAGAUUCUCAGUUUCCUCCGCAUCGAAGUAGAAAGCAGAGAGCUAAGCGGCCACCCCGCAGCUCGAGGCAAGGAGCAAACAGACGAAACGACGGACCAGUCCCAGCCGGCGGCAUCAGCGCUCCAUAGUGCGGCACCUUCAGUGCCAGGGGAAUGCCUUUUUUUUGUCACUCGAAGAAGCACGAGACACAAUUUUGCGAUGCUCAGGAGACGCUAUACAACAAAAAGAAGAUGUUAG
Ixodes scapularis (black-legged tick) is the source of this 1146-nucleotide messenger RNA. RefSeq lists its product as uncharacterized. The coding region runs from base 1 to 1146 and encodes 381 amino acids. The record is from RefSeq and is a predicted model, not a curated record. NCBI's taxonomy places the organism in Eukaryota, Metazoa, Arthropoda, Arachnida, Ixodida, Ixodidae. The transcript has a single exon.